CGUGCAAUGUUCAUUGCAGCAGCUGCAUGGAGCUUGGCUGCUUCAUGGCGACUGCUGUGCAUCGUUAUGCUGUCGAUGCUGGCGCUUCUCUUGCCACUCAUUGUGGCAGAGGCGGACGCUGUUGGAACCGGCAGCAGCAGCGUCAACGGCAACGUCAACGGCGGCCUGGGUAAUCAGGCGGUCUUCACUAGCUCAUUUCUGGUGCGUUUCCGUCGGGGCGUUGACAAUGACUUCGCCCACCAAGUGGCCGAUAAAUAUGGCUUCGACAACCUGGGACCGCUGGCAGGAGCAGAUGGACAUGAGUAUCAUUUCAAGCACAGGACUCUGCCGCAUGCCCGUUCACGUCGCAGCCUGACGCACACGCGCGCCAUCAAGAGCCAUCCCUCGGUACACACGGCUGUCCAACAGCCGGGCUUUAGGCGUGUCAAACGCGGACUGCGACCACAGGUGCCUGCCAUACAUGGACUGCACUAUGCGGCCACGUUGGGCGAGUCGAAUGAUGUGGAUGUGGAGCCAACGGAUCCGUACUUCCCCAUGCAAUGGUAUUUGAAGAACACCGGACAGAAUGGCGGCAAGGUGCGGCUGGAUCUCAAUGUGCAGGCUGCUUGGGCGCAGGGUAUAACUGGCAAGAACGUGACAACAGCCAUCAUGGAUGACGGAGUCGACUAUAUGCAUCCGGACCUCAAAUUCAAUUACAAUGCGGAGGCCAGCUAUGACUUUAGCAGCAAUGAUCCAUUCCCCUACCCGCGCUACACCGACGAUUGGUUUAACAGCCAUGGAACGCGCUGCGCUGGCGAAGUGGCUGCUGCCAGAGAUAAUGGAAUUUGCGGCGUGGGCGUUGCUUAUGACAGCAAAAUCGCAGGCAUACGCAUGCUGGAUCAGCCCUAUAUGACCGACCUAAUCGAAGCCAACUCAAUGGGCCAUGAACCCCACAAAAUCCACAUCUACAGCGCCUCGUGGGGUCCCACCGAUGAUGGCAAGACGGUCGAUGGGCCACGCAAUGCCACCAUGCGUGCCAUUGUCCAGGGUGUCAAUGAGGGACGCAAUGGUUUGGGCAACAUCUAUGUUUGGGCAUCGGGCGAUGGCGGCGAGGAGGAUGAUUGCAAUUGCGAUGGCUAUGCCGCCUCCAUGUGGACCAUAUCCAUUAACAGCGCCAUCAACGAUGGCCAGAAUGCGCACUACGAUGAAAGCUGCAGCUCCACUCUAGCAUCCACGUUCAGCAAUGGUGCCAAGGAUCCCAACACUGGAGUUGCCACCACUGACCUCUAUGGCAAGUGUACGACAACACAUUCGGGCACAAGUGCCGCGGCACCCGAAGCAGCGGGUGUCUUUGCUUUGGCCUUGGAGGCAAACCCACAGCUGACUUGGCGCGACAUACAGCAUCUGACUGUGCUGACAUCGAAGCGCAAUUCGUUGUUCGAUGCCAAGAACCGUUUCUAUUGGACAAUGAACGGCGUUGGCCUGGAGUUCAAUCACCUCUUUGGGUUCGGUGUGCUCGAUGCGGGUGCCAUGGUGACACUGGCUAAGCAAUGGCAUUCGGUGCCAGCACGCUAUCACUGUGAGGCCGGCGAGAUUAACAAGGCGCAGCCAAUUAUAAUGGGUCGCUCGCUGUUCUGGGAGAUUAAAACGGAUGCGUGCAAGGGCAGUGAUACGGAAGUGAAUUAUUUGGAGCACGUACAGGCAGUGAUUACGGCCAAUGCAUCGCGACGUGGCGACCUGGAGCUCUUCCUCACCUCCCCCAUGGGCACCAAAUCCAUGAUUCUGUCGCGACGUGCCAACGAUGAUGAUCAUCGCGAUGGCUUCACCAAAUGGCCCUUCAUGACCACCCACUCCUGGGGCGAGUAUCCACAGGGCACAUGGAAACUCGAGGCACGCUUCAACUCUGCUCAAACACGCAUUGGACAUUUGAUUGAAUGGUCUCUGGUUCUGCAUGGCACCAAGGAGGCACCGUAUCGCACUCUGUCGCCAUCUUCGCCGCACUCCAAGCUAGCCAUUGUGAAGAAGGCGCAUGAGGACAAGAAGAUGAAGUAAAAUGGUGUCCAAUUCCAUAAGCGAUGUCGUCCAUUAGACACCAUGACUUUUUAGCAGAUUUAUGAGUUUAGUAUGAAAUGCAAGAAAUGUGCUGGCUGUGUUUUGUUUAAAUGGGAUUGAUUGGAUUUAACUUCAGUUACUAUUAUCAAUUUUCUAUCAACUUCACUUUCUCUUUGAUAAAAUACAAAUGAACUCAAAGUUCAUUUGAUUAUCAUUUCCCUUAGUUAAAUAAUUUCUCCUAUGAUUUGUAUUUUGAGAUGGAGAGAAUUGAGGAUUGUGGGAUUUUCAAAGCGCACAUUACUUACUAGUCUUAUGUGAACUAUUUUCAAGAGCCACAAAUUACGAAUAAAACAGUUUAGAAGCAGACAAAGAUUCACGAUAAUAAUGAUGGUGUGAAGAUCCGUAGAAACUAUCAAAGAUAAGCAGCAAGAAUAAUCUGAAACAGGUAUAGCAUACGUGUAUUACAGUAGUAUUUUGAGCGACAGAGAGAGGGAAUCAUAGAGUACAUAAUACUUAUCUUAAAACUCGACACGAUUCAUGUAAAUGUACUAUAUCUACCUAUAUAUAUAUAUAUAUACAUACAUAACAUAUGUGUAAAACUGUGUCCUAUGCUCUUAGACUCUAAACAUUAUCUAGCUUAAAUAUUUUAAAUCUAUUUUAAUUUCCCUAUAUACAUACAUAUAUAUAUAUACAAAAUGAAAAACAUAAAAUGUUGAACUUAAUAACGUGGAGAAAGCAAAUGCUGCACACUGCUUCCAAUUAGUAUCUCUUAGUAGGUAUAUUAUGGCUUAUGAUUUGAUUUUAGUUAGAUUUCUUAUGUUAAAAUUGUUUGUAUCUGUUGUAUUCGUGCAUGUAAAUUGCAUUUGCGUACGCAGUUUUCAGUUUCUUUCGGGGGCCAAAGAAGUAAUAAUACAACUAAAAAGAGCAUAAUUGCUAAAAAUUGUUUAUAAUGUGAACUUAUAUAUGAAAAACUAAAUGAUAAAUAUUAAAGUACAAGUGCAGAACAAUUGAAUUGGUGUGUUGAGCGUGUCCGAGGCGGAGAUUGAUUUGUUUAAUAAGCACAUUGUUAAAGUUCAUGGGUUAAAGUGCAAACGGAAUGAUAUACAUACAUAUAUCUAUAUACAUAAAGAAAUACAUACAUUUAUUGAAAUAUACAUAACAUGUGUAAUUAUUAACCGAAACGAUGAUAAACCAAAAAGCCCAACAUAAAUACUUAUUAUAUAUACACAACCAUAUAUUCACAUUCGAAUAUAUCGAGUGAAAUUGUGGCUAUAUACGAGUGCAUAUAUCUAUAUAUACAUACACGCAUACAUACAUACGAGUACACACGUAGAUGAGUAUAUAUUAUAUAUAUAUAUAUAUAAAUGUAUAAAACAUAUAUAUGUAUACCAUCAGAUAAAUAACUUAUAUUGAUGUAAAGUUAUCUUUGAUGUUGUAGAUACUAAAUAUCAAACACAAAACACAAAACACACAUAUUCAAACACACUCACACACAAAAUACAGUUGCAAAUUGAAAAAUAAUGGAAAAUUGCAUAAUGUCUAGAUUAGAUGUUAAACACAAGCAUCGUUUUUAGUUGAUUGCCAAUGAUUUUGGUUGACCCUUUUCUGUUAGUAUUAUUAACAUAUUAUUGUUUUGGCUUCUUCGAUUCUCAUGUAAUGAACAAGAAAAAUAAAUCUAUUUAAUUUUGUAAAUAAAAGUUGGAAAACGGCCAAA
Messenger RNA from Drosophila sulfurigaster albostrigata, 3745 nucleotides. It is a transcript of the gene amon, whose product is annotated as neuroendocrine convertase 2. Gene Ontology annotation, molecular function: serine-type endopeptidase activity. NCBI's taxonomy places the organism in Eukaryota, Metazoa, Arthropoda, Insecta, Diptera, Drosophilidae. Gene Ontology annotation, biological process: protein processing. The record is from RefSeq and is a predicted model, not a curated record. The coding region runs from base 7 to 2031 and encodes 674 amino acids. Gene Ontology annotation, cellular component: trans-Golgi network; Golgi membrane. The transcript is spliced from 12 exons.